AUGCUAAGUAGUGGGGAGAAAAUCUUUAUGGCUCUGGCAACUGGAGAAUCUCUAUUGGGCAUUCUGGCAAAUGGAUUCAUAGUUCUGGUGAACUGCAUUGACUGUGUCAAGAGCAAGAAACUGCCACCAAGUGAUCUCAUCCUGAGCAGCUUGGCCAUCUCCAGAAUUGGACUGUCAUGUGCAAUAAUAUGGAAUAUCUAUUUAAUUUUAGUCACUUUUGAUGUACCCACUCACAUAAGAAUAAUUGAUGUCUUCUUGGUAAUGAGUUACAAUUCAAAUAUUUGGUUUGCCACUAUCCUCAGCAUCUUCUACUUCCUGAAGAUUGCCAACUUCUCUAAUCCCCUUUUCCUCUGGAUGAAAUGGAGAAUUGACAGAAUGGUCUUCAUGCUUCUUUGGGGACCCUUUAUUAUCUCUUUGGCCAUUAUCUUUCCAAUGAUGGAGAGAAUGCGUCAUUAUUACAGCAGCAUAUUUAGUGGAGGAAAGGAGAGAAAUGUAUCCCAGGAGGUGCAAGUGAAUAAACGUAUGUUCCUCAUGCUCCAGGUUCUCUUUGGCUUUCUGAGUCUUAUUCCUUUUAUCCUAACUACAGUCUCCUUCUGCCUACUCAUCCUCUCCCUGUGGAGGCAUACCCAGCGGAUGCAACUCAAUGCCACAGGUUCCAGAGACCCUAGCACAAAAGCCCAUGUUCAAGCCAUGAAAACAGUGUCUUCCUUCCUCAUCCUCUUUUUAUUGUACCAUAUGAGUUUCUUUCUCAAUUACUGGAACCGCUCAGAGGCAAAGAGUAAGCUGACUUCUAUGUUGGGUAUGUCAAUCAUGUUGCUAUAUCCCAUUGGCCACUCAAUGAUCCUGAUUCUGUGGAACAGUAAGCUGAAGCAGGCUUCCCUCUGGGUGUGGCAGCAAGCCCUGCUGUGGCUCAGAAAAGGAAAACCUUAG
Messenger RNA from Trichosurus vulpecula (common brushtail), 930 nucleotides. Its product is annotated as taste receptor type 2 member 7-like. The coding region runs from base 1 to 930 and encodes 309 amino acids. The record is from RefSeq and is a predicted model, not a curated record. Gene Ontology annotation, cellular component: membrane. NCBI's taxonomy places the organism in Eukaryota, Metazoa, Chordata, Mammalia, Diprotodontia, Phalangeridae. Gene Ontology annotation, molecular function: G protein-coupled receptor activity; bitter taste receptor activity. Gene Ontology annotation, biological process: sensory perception of taste; detection of chemical stimulus involved in sensory perception of bitter taste; G protein-coupled receptor signaling pathway. The transcript has a single exon.